Messenger RNA from Mycena citricolor, 1713 nucleotides. Lineage: Eukaryota; Fungi; Basidiomycota; Agaricomycetes; Agaricales; Mycenaceae. The record is from the annotation of a GenBank genome assembly.
CAAAAAGGAAGGUCAAUGCGUUGGCCCAAGGGCCAACAUCCUGAUCUCUUGACAGAACUCGCAUUCAGAUCCCAUGGAAGCACUCAAGAACUGAUUGAAUCAGCACAUGGCAGGGAUCUCCACGCUAAUAAUAAGGAUUGUAGUUAUGCGUUGAUACCCACAACACAGGUCGCCACUGCACUGGACCUUCAAAUCAGGCUUGACACCGUCUCGUGUACUCCUCCGGGCAAUUACUGACUUGCCAUCCUCUAUUCUGAGAAAACCUCCGUCGAGCGGUCACGGGUGCAGACAUGUGGUUUCGCCCCCACUCCCAGACUGAACAACCGGACGGCCCGAGUGGGUCCUUUUAUGCAGACGGGCGUGGUGAGUGAAAGAGCAACUUCCCACAGAAACUUCCGCAUGCGUUUCCACUGCUCUUCUCUGGUCGCGCUCCUGUUUGUGCUCCCGUCGGCCCUCGCGCAGUCGUGCACGCUCACGGCGCUGGGGACCGGCAAAGACGAUGCGCCCCAGCUGCUCAGCGCGAUGAAGUCCUGCAGCCUCGUCACUAUCCCAAGCUCGACGACGCUCAACAUCUCGUCGCCCAUGAACAUGACGGGUCUGUCCAAUAAGCAUCUUAGUGUCCAGGGAACCAUCAAAUUCAACCCGAAUCUCGCGUUCUGGACAGCGCAUGGGUUUCCGUUCGCCUUCCAAACUCAGAUUACCUUCUGGUUACUCGGUGGGACCAACAUCCAAGUUGAUGGUGGAGGUGUUAUCGAUGGGUCUGGCCAGGCCUGGUACGAUGGAUUUGCCCAGUCCUCCUCCCUGGCGCGACCGAUCAUCUUGACCAUCUUCCAAGCGACCAACGUCGUCGUGCAAAACAUCCGGAUGAUAAAUAGCCCGGAAUGGUUCAAUUUCGUCAACGAGGGGAAGAACGUGACCUUCAACAACGUCAACCUCACCGCCGUCUCGACCUCGAAGAAUGGUGCGGUAAAUACCGACGGAUGGGAUAUCUAUCGGAGUGACACCGUGACGAUAAAAAACUCGUUCAUCAACAAUGGAGAUGAUUGUGUUUCGUUUAAGCCUAACGCGACAAACAUGAUCGUCUCUCAUCUCAACUGCAAUGGAUCUCACGGUAUCUCUGUCGGCUCCCUCGGACAAUUUGCUGGCAUGUUCGACAUCGUGGAGAAUGUUAUUGCCGAUUCUGUCACCAUGAGCAAUGCACAAAAUGGAGCACGAAUCAAAGCCUGGGCUGGUGCAGGUGUCGGAAGCGGUAUCGUCAAGAACAUCACCUUCAGCAACUUCAUCGAGAGCAACGUCGGUAAUCCGAUCGUCAUCGACCAAUGCUACAUGACCAGUGCUUCUGCUUGCGCACAGAACCCCUCAAACGUGUUCAUCCAGGACGUCUUCUUCAACUCAAUCAGCGGAACCGGCAGUUCCGCGACCGUGGCGACUCUCUCGUGUUCCCCCGGAGCCCGAUGCAGCGACAUCAACGUCAACAACAUCACCCUAACCGGAAAAAAGACAACGCAGUACUCUUGUCAGAACGUCCAACUCGCCGGGAGCUCGGCCUCCUUGUUUGGAACUUGCCCUCUAACUUGAGGAGAGACUAAAUAUGUUCGCGUUCAUUAGUUUCCGCUUCAGUCCUUCGUUCGUGGGUCCAAUCUAUCAUCUGUCCUGUCUCGCGCCAUCGGAUGGAAAAACGGGGCCGCGCUGCGCUGCUCCACGAGAGACGAC